Molecule: messenger RNA, 1083 nt
Organism: Peniophora sp. CBMAI 1063
Lineage: Eukaryota; Fungi; Basidiomycota; Agaricomycetes; Russulales; Peniophoraceae
Source: the annotation of a GenBank genome assembly
AUGGCAUCCGCUCCAAUCUCCUCUCUCCUUGGCCUGCUCAAACACAGUCUCGGGUCGGAGUUCAUUGGUUGCAUCGUAUGCUCUAUCUUGCAAGGUUCGUUAUUCUACGGCGCGUUCAUCUACAUCCGGUUCUAUAGGGACGAUCCGCUGUAUUUGAAACUUUGGGUCGCAGCGGUGCUCACGGUGCAAACCAUUUGUACCGCGCUGAUUAUACACACGACGUUCUAUCUACUAGUCACCAACUAUUUCAACCCGGCGUUCGUGGUGGAAGGUGCCCCUCUAUCGUCCAAGCUGGUAGCAAUAUUUGGCCCGAUCAGUAACCUCCUUGUACAGUCCUUCUUCGCGCGUAGGGCCUUUAUCAUUGGGAGGAAGUACUGGCCGGUCACUGCCUUCGCCAUGUUAAUGAACGUGGCAUCUUGCGGUUUCUUCAUUGGCACUGCGGCCUCAGCAUUUGCCGUAGGAAACUUACAGAAGUCACUUUACUCCGGAAGCUGGAUAGUGACAACGGGCUCCGCUUUGUCACUGGCUGGGGAUCUUCAGCUAUCAGCAAUACUCAUCUGGGCACUGCACAAGAAUCGCACCGGCUUCAACAAGACGAACACCAUGAUCGACGCCUUAAUCGCAUACACCAUUAGCUCAGGUUUACUGAUCUGCGUGCUAAACCUGAUUGCUGUUAUACUUCUGGGAGUGUUUCCCCACAGUAUUUACUAUCUCACGACUCUUUGGGUUGGGACCCUAGUUAACUCAAACUCGUUCAUGGUAUCUCUCAACUCGCGGAAACUCAUACAGAACAUCGGCGACCCAGAUCUGUCGACGACGAUCCCGACAUCUAAUGCCAACCGCAACUUUCAAAGGCAACAGAUUGUCACUCCAAUAAGGUUCACGUCUGGUCCAACAAGGUCUCAGACAACACAAGAUAACACCGACGUGGAGAUGAAAUCCGUAAGGACUGGCUUGCACCAGCCGGUGCUGGGAGACUCCUCAAGCGAGUUCAAGCCGACUCGGCGUGAUCUGGUACGCGAGGAUUCGGAUGGCGAACACGAGGCGGAUGCAUCUAUCUUGAACAUCUCGCAACUUCCUUGA